Messenger RNA from Laetiporus sulphureus 93-53, 1005 nucleotides. RefSeq lists its product as uncharacterized. The transcript is spliced from 4 exons. The record is from RefSeq and is a predicted model, not a curated record. The coding region runs from base 1 to 1005 and encodes 334 amino acids. Lineage: Eukaryota; Fungi; Basidiomycota; Agaricomycetes; Polyporales; Laetiporaceae.
AUGGAGGACUCUUUUGAUGUUCACGGACGUGCACUUGCUGCGAUCUUGCAACUGCCAGUGCUGAAUAGGGACGAGAUCCCAAUUGAGGACUCGUGCCCCAUAUGCUUGAAUAGUCUCGGGGACAUCUGUUCUGGCUCCAUACAGAACGAAGGGACGUACCAAGAAUACCAUGCAGAGGCGGCCCAGGAAAUACCUCUAAGUGGCGUUACGAAGCUCGUCGGCUGCGGACAUAUGUUCUGCCGAGUAGAUCUAAUUGAAUGGAUCCGUUGCCUGCACGGCACCUGCCCCACUUGCCGGCACCAAUUCGCGAACAUCCGUCCGGUCAGCGAGUCAGACAAUGAAUCUUCCGACGGGGACUACAUGCCCAAUGAGGACGAGGAGGAAGAGGACGAAGAUGACGGCAACAUCACAAUCGACGUCGACGAGGACGACUUCGAGGCGUUCGAGAUGGACAUGUCAUUCAUGGACACGGAUGAGGAUGAGACUGAGGAUUCAGCGGAGACCGGUUCGGAUGAUGCUGAGAGCGCACAUACAGCUGGGAGCUCGCGCACAAGAAGCGAGGAGGUGCCAAUCUCGCGGCUCGUUCGCCGCAACGUGACCGACUUCGUAGAUCGGGAUGCAUUCGAGCGAAUGCAGAACCCCGCACCCCCACAGGAUCCCGCGCCUCUCCAACCCAUGGCCACCAUCAACGGGCGCUUCCACCUGAACACUGCCAUACGGACCGCUCUCGACUUCGCCUCACGCAUCUCCAUCCCAACCAUCGAGUGGGUGUCGAAUGAGGAGGAAGACGAGGGAGACGACGAGGGUGGAGAGGAGGAGGACACAGAUGUAAGCAUGGAGAACUGGGGCUUGAGCGAUGGAGAUGGCUCCGAGAGCAUAUCGGAUGGUUCGAUGUUCGUCCUUGGAGACGAUAGAUCUUUUGGGCUGGAUAACGCAGAUAUUGCCGAAGUAGUCGACCUAUUCCGUAUCGACGAUGAAGAAGACGUUACAGAGGAGCAGAAGUAA